Molecule: messenger RNA, 2190 nt
Organism: Komagataella phaffii GS115
Lineage: Eukaryota; Fungi; Ascomycota; Pichiomycetes; Pichiales; Pichiaceae
Product: AMP-activated serine/threonine protein kinase found in a complex containing Snf4p and members of the
Exons: 1
Coding region: 1-2190 (729 amino acids)
Source: RefSeq, a predicted model, not a curated record
AUGAGUUCUCUAGUACCAAACCAGGAUAACCGAGCAAUAACUAUCAAAGUUCCUCAAAGGCUAGAUUUGCAGAAGUUCAAGUCGACAACCGACAUUCCAAGACCACCAACGGAACACAAGGUUAUCGAUGAUGUUUCUGAGUCUCUAUACAAGAAAGUUAAACUAAGAUUAGGAUCAGAACAACUGCUGCAUUCGACAGUACCAACUGCAUAUUAUGAACCUUUAGAAACUCAAAAAGAAAAAUCACCUUCUAGUCAACAGAGUAAGCACCAUCGUGCCGCUAUUCGCUCAGUUAUCAAGAAAACAGAUCACAAAUCCAGCAACUCGAAUGAAAAGUUCCGAACUAGAGUUUCAUUCGACACAGUUAACCUCCAAUACUCUGACGCCAAUGCGAUAGACGCUCGUUCUGAUGAUGAGGAUGAGUACAACUAUAUCUCCACUGCUCGUAACGCCCAACUUUUGGGUGGCUGGACGGAUACUUUGGACUCAAGUCGAAGGGGACGUUCGCUAUCCAAGGCAUCGACCGGUGGUCGCACUAGUAGCCCUCUUGCAAUGUCACCAACACAUUCCCCAAUGAGAUCCCCUCAACGAAGAAUUCAUUCCCCUGCUCCCUUGAGUAGAGGAGGUCCUGGUCUGUUUGGCGGUUUCAGGAGAGAUUAUCCAACAUCCCCCAUUAUUGAGCAUGAUUCCUGUACCCUUACUAAGAUUCAUAAAGACUGGGAGCUAUUAUAUGCAGGAAAACUACCAAACAAGAAACCUGCUUUACCGAACAGAGUCAUCCUAGUUUAUGCUAGCGGCAGAAGACAUACUUGGGUCGCAAUUGAUUGGUGUUUGCGCAGUUUGUUACAAGAUGGAGAUGAAAUCGUGAUUGCUGCAGCAGUAAACCCAGAUCAUCAUAUACCCAAUAAAUUGCACAAGCGACACAACGUGAGUAAAACUGGUCCCCAAUAUAUCAAAGUGGUUACUGGUAACUUGAUGAAAUACAUUAUUAGUGUAGUAAACCCAAGAAAGAUUGUGAAGAUCUCAGUGGAGUUGGCCGUUGGAAGCACUAAAGAAGUUCUUAGAGAUAUGCUUCAGUUGUACCAACCUAAUUUGGCAGUUAUUUCGGCCUUACCUAAUAAGAACAGUGCUCUGAGAUCCUGGAAAUCUUCCAGAUUAACUGAUAGAAUGGUUAAGAAUUACCCCAUCCCUACCAUUAUUGUCCCAGCUGCAAAUAUGGAUGAUUUUGAGAACAUUUUGUUUGAAAACCUUAACCGUAUCUACGAUGAAAAGGCAAAACAUAAUGUGAAGGAAGUUGACCUGGAAGAUGAGUUCUAUGACAUCCAGCUUCCUACAUCACAACAAUUCGAACUCGCCCUUAAAAAUAUCAGGCAAAGGGAUCUUAGAGAACUGAAAGACGUUGAUACGGCAUCGGUGUCUGGUAAACUAGAGGAUGGAGUUGAGAAAAAAGAAAGCACCGAGUCAAGUGAAGACACUAACGAAGAAGAUCUUGAUUAUGAUAAUGAAGAACCUCAAGAAUACGAUGGACCACGGACGGGAAGAACUCGGAGCAGAAACGAACCUCAUGCGACACGAAUGGUAAGGCCGAAGUCCGAGAAUCACAGUUCUGACUCAGACAGCAUUUAUUCAAACUCCUCAUUAGAAGAGACUACUAAUAUUGAACAUAUGAGAGCAGUGGUGUAUCAGACUGAAGCUAAUCUUGUAGAGCAGUUGUAUGAGAUUCGCAAGAAACCACUUAAUAAAGACACAUUCAAAGAACUAUUAGCCACAGUGUCCACUGCGGGUUACAAGAUCGGAAAGGAAAUGGCAGAGACAGCAAGGAUGGGAGGAGAAGGAGCAGAACUGGUACGAACUGUAACAGGGGCACCUUCUGUCGGCUCAAGCGCCUAUCACACAAAAUCGAUGUUGCUUGAUGUUUCACCAAAGACUUCGAAUUCAGCUACUGUGGCCAAACAGAAUCAAUGCCCAUCUCCUCCAGUUUUUAAGAUUGGUUCUAACUCUUCUAGUAACCAUUCUCAAAUGCCUAUCAUUACCAAGAAUGGCCCCAGUUCCAUAUACAGCUCAGAAGAUAAAACCGCAGAAGGUAGUUCUAAGGGACACUGGUCCAAUAGGUCUGAAUCUGGAGCGGAAGGUUCCACGGACAAGAAGAAAAGCAGAAGAUUUUCCAUACGUAGACUUUGGGGGAAAUAG